Leguminivora glycinivorella is the source of this 2815-nucleotide messenger RNA. RefSeq lists its product as uncharacterized. Lineage: Eukaryota; Metazoa; Arthropoda; Insecta; Lepidoptera; Tortricidae. The transcript has 11 exons. The record is from RefSeq and is a predicted model, not a curated record. Gene Ontology annotation, cellular component: membrane. Bases 412 to 2712 code for a protein of 766 amino acids.
UUCCGACCGCGCACGCGCGCAACUCAUCGCGAAAAACGCCGCGCCCGCGACGUUCGCAAUACGAAAUCUAGUUACGUUAAACAAACACAACAAUUAUAACAACACUGUUAAUUGAUUGGAGCAAUAUUUAUGAAUCCUUGCAGAACUCCGCGUGUUAUCAGUGAAGGAAGUUUUAGAACAUUUCCUUCGGUGUGAAAAUAGUUAUCGCAUGGUUGUAUGAUAAGGUUUCCUAAUUUUAAACUACGAUUCUCAAACAGCGUGAAAUUGGAUUUAAUGUACGAGCACACUAGAUCAAGCUUACAUGAGGGACGUCGGCUGACGGAGAAUAACCCCACGGAGGAGACUCCCCUCCAGUGGAAAUAAGAUCUAAGACAUAUUUCUAUCUUAAGUUAAUCCGGUUCAUACAUCAACAUGAAGUUCCUACACUCGUUCUUCAAACGGAUCACCGACGAUCUCAAACAAAAGAAAUUGAUACCUCUCAAGAUAUUAUUUUUCGUUCAUGCAUCAACGCUAUUCGUGCUGUACCCAUACCUGACGAUCCACAUGCGCGAGCUGGGCAUCAACGUGGAGGAGACGGCCAUCAUGUCUGCCGUGACGCCCGUCGUGGCCAUCGUGCUGCCGCCGCUCGCCGGCAUGGUGGCGGACAAGAUCGGCAACUUCAGGCUGCUGUUGGCGUUGUCGUCGGCGAUGGGCGGGCUGUCGGCGCUGCUGCUGCUGGCGGUGCCGGUGGGGCGCAUCACCGUGACGUUCCCGCCCGCCGUGGAGCUGCUGGCAGACUGCAGCGGCGGCGUGCUCCGCCUGCGGCACGUGCACGACUACCCCUGCCGCCCGCUGCACCCCUACGCCUACGAUGUGAACCUCACGACCCUCUCAUGCGGUUUUGUAUGUGAUCUCCCAUCUGAAAUGAUACAAAACCAAACAGAAGAGAUGACACACAUGCACUCGUACGUCGUGAAACUGCAGUCACCGGUCAGCUCGCAGCAGCUCGUCUACCGCCACACGGUGUCCUCGUUCCUCAAGCCCAUGGCGCCUAAGAAGGACAAGAGCACAGCCAGAAUAUUAACCAACGAUCCCUUAUUCAAUACCACUGCCACUUUGAUCCCCUCUGACCAGAUAUUCUUCCCAGCGCCCCAGCUCUAUAAAAUGGAUUGUACUCACGACUCGCAGAAUGCCUCAUGCUAUUUCGCCUGGGAUAGUUUUGCGUCAGAACAGAAGGAAGUAAACGAUGAGGGUCAUUUUCGAAUCAGAAUAUCACACGACGCCCAGCAGGCUGAACUAGACGCGAGGAAGUACACUGUUAAAGCGAUUACAGCUUGGGAGAGCCAAUCUGAAUUCGUAAAAGAUGUCAGCGACAUUGAGAGUACGACGUGCGAUGACAGUUUGAGUAAGGGUUCAAGCGGGGUAUCGGUACGGGCGGGAGCGCUGCGUUUCCCGCGCUGCGCGGCGGCGUGCGCGGCGGCCGCGCCGCGCUCCAGCCUGUGCGAGAACAAGCAGCAGCAGAAGGAUAUCGACCCCGCGUUCACCUUCUGGGCGUACCUUGCUGUUCGCCUAUCUAUUGGGGUCAUAGGAGGCACGGCGUUUGCGAUGUUCGAAGGCGCCGUGAUCGCCAUCAUCCGCGAGCAGCGAGCCGACUAUGGGCUGCAACGGGUCUACGGCAGCAUCGGCGGCAUGAUCUCCUCGCCGCUGUCCGGGCUGCUCAUCGACUACGCCAGCCGCGGCAAGGGCUACACCGACUUCAGGCCCGCAUUCUACCUGUACGCCGUUUUGAAGGUGUUGUCCGGGGUGCUGAUGCUGAGCAUCAACCUGGAAUUCAAGCAGCCUGCGCAGAACCUGCUUGAUGACGUCAUAUCCGUGUUCCGGAACGUUGAGAUCGUGGCGCUCUUCAUAGCCUGUUUUAUCAUGGGCACCGCGUGGGGCUACAUCGAGAGCUUCCUCUUCUGGCUGCUGCAGGACCUGGGUGCGUCGCGGUCGCUCAUGGGCAUCACCAUCACGGUGGGCGGCGUGGCCGGCCUGCCGCUCCUCGUGCUGUCGGGCCCCAUCAUACACCGCAUAGGACACGCCAAUGUGCUGUUCAUAGGAUUCGUGUUCUACGCUAUUAGGUUACUAGGUUACUCGCUGAUCUACAACCCAUGGCUGUGCCUAAUAUUCGAGGCGCUGGAGUCCGUGACGUCAUCGCUGUCGUUCACCGCGGCCGUGACGUACGCCGCGCGGCUGUCAUCCACAACAACCGAUACUUCAGUGCAGGGACUGCUGGGAGGCAUCUACUACGGCGUCGGUAAAGGAGCCGGGAGUCUUAUCGGUGGUUAUCUCAUGAAGUUCUUCGGCACGAGACCGACGUACCAAAUAUUCGCGGGCGCCACAUUCAUUACCGGAUGCAUGUAUUUCUUGUUCAACAAGUUCUACAUCGGAAAGAGAGCCAUGGGCGACGAGAACGACCUGUGCAAGAAAAAGCCCACGAUAACCGACGUGGAAAAUCGCGAGACAAACUUAGAAGCAGACAAAGGAAAAACCAUACUAGAUGGCGCUGACAAAACUGAUAUAUCUACGUCUGCGAACGUAACUAACGACUCGCCGAAAGUGUCCGAUCAGAAGGCUAUUUUACCACCCGACAACAUAGAUGGCGGUAGUGACUCCGGAGUUGAAAAUCCAGCGUAUACGGAAACGGAAAGCAUUUCGAGUAAUACAAAGAAAAAUGACAGUAAAAUAGGGUAAUCAUGAGAUUUUAUUUAGGAUUUAAUUAAUAAAUAAUUCCAUAAAUUUAGUUAUAACAGAUUUUAUUGUAAUGUAUAUAAUAAAUUAUUUUAAUUUAAUUAUA